CGGUGACGCCCGGGCGUCAUCCGCCGCCGGGCGGGCACCAGGGCGCGCGGGACGGCCGCCCGAUGACGCCGCAGCGGCUGUUCUCGCCCAGCAGGAUGAUGGGCUCGCCGGCACCGCAGAUGGGCCGCGGCGCCGACGAGCCGGCGGCCACCCAGGACGUGAUCGACAAACAGUCGCAGGAGUAUGUGGACGAAAAGCUGGCAGAGUUUCAGGCGGCCAUCCAUCACCUGCAAGAUGAACAGGAACGUGUGCAAAAGAAGACGUUUUUGAACUGGAUCAACUCGUACCUGAGAAAGCAUCAGCCGCCGAUGCAGAUGCACAGUUUGAUAGAGGACCUGAAGGACGGCUCGCGGCUGCUGGCGCUACUACAGGUGCUCUCCGGACAGAAACUGCCCGUGGAGCGCGGAAGGAUACUGAAGCGGGCCCACUUCCUGAGUAACGCCAACACGGCGCUCCAGUUUCUGCACAGUAAAAACAUAAAGCUAGUCAAUAUCAAUCCGUCGGACAUCGUGGAUGGCCGGCCGGCCGUGGUGCUCGGACUCAUCUGGACCGUGAUACUCUAUUUCCAGAUUGAGGAGAACACCCGUGUUCUGGAGCAGCUGGCUCGUCGCAGCAGCGUCACCGGACAGGAGGCGCGCUCUGCGACGGCCACGCCGACCGGGACGGCGCCAGCGGCCGGCGCCCAGGCCAGCCCGGCGGCCCGCGGCGGCGCGCGACGCACACUGCUCAACUGGGCGCGCACCGCCACCAGGUCGUAUGGUAUCGACAUUAACGACUUCGGCAGCUCGUGGCGGGACGGAAAGGCGUUUGUGGCCAUCGUCCACUGUAUUAACCCCACCUGUAUCGAUGUGAACGCCACCGAACGGAUGGCCACUCAGGAACGACUCGACAAAGUGUUCAAGGUAGCUGAAGAGGACCUGGGCAUCGCGCGCCUGCUGGAUGCCGAGGACGUGAACGUGCGGGACCCGGACGAGAAGUCCAUCAUGACCUACGUGGCGCAGUUCCUGCACAAGUACCCCGACCCUAAGGCCGUGGCGCAGCCGGCGACCGGCGCGGCCCGCUCCCCGGGCCAGGAGGUGAACGAAAUAGCCGACUGGGUGGCCAGGACGCGACAGGCGCUAUCAGCGCUCCGGCCGCCCCAGCAGGAUGACUUUAUGAGCUUUAAAUCGGUGAAGAAUGACGCGUCGGAGCGCUACCUGCGCUAUGAGAAGCUGAAGACGCUCGGGCUGUCGGUGCCCGGACACAUGUGGACGCGAGUGGACGAGGAGUGGAACUCCCUGGAGCGGCUGCUGAGUGAGUGGCAGAGCCAUCUGGACUCUCGGCUACCCGAGCCGCUGCUCUCGGUUGUUCAGUGGAUCACCGGAGCGGAGACGUUCCUGGAGGCGGGUGACGACGCGCCCACAGAGGCCGACGAGCGCACCGCCAAACUGCUCACCGCCAGCCUCGAGGAGCACAUGUCAUUUUUCGGCGAGCUGCCGCGGGUGGAGGCGGAGCUGCGGCGCGGCGCGCAGCUGCCCGCAGCCGCCCAGCUGCCGCCGCAGCAGCUGGCGCACAUCGACAAACGACUGAAGGCGGUGCGCGGCCAGGCCCACCGGCGAUGGGUGCGGCUCAAGUACCUCGAGCACAGGUGUUGCAUCAUCGCCUUCCUGAUCCUGAUGGAGGGCCGGGUGCGUGCCUGGACGGUGAAGCUGGGCCGCCAGCCGCGCGUCGAGCAGAUGCUGCACGAGUACCAGACGUUCGUCUCGGACCGCAACGUGUUCCAUGAGUUCGAGCAGGCCUUCAUCGAGAUGAAACAGGUGGCAGACGCGUUCGUCAAGGAGGGCGGCGUCGGUCCCCAAGAGAAGGAGGUGGUGGUACACUUUAUCAACGAGGUCGGCGAGCGGUGGCGCUCCGUAUCUGUGGAGCUGCAGUGUCUCCGCUCCAUGCUCGAGGAGGUGUUGUCCUGCUGGAAGAAGUUCUCUCAGGGCAGUGAGGCUCUCAGCUCGUGGAUGGACAGUGCUGAAACAAUGGUGACACAGAGUGAAGAACAGAAGCUCGAGUUCUUCCAGGACCUUCCAUCGUGGUCGGAGCGGUACCAACAGACGGAGGACUCUGGCCAGUUCCUGACGGCCGCCUGCCAGGACGACGUGGCUGCGGAGGUGCAGAACGCCCUACAGCAACUACAGACGCGCUGGCAGCAGCUCUUCAAGCACGUGAAGCGGUACAUGCAGAGCGGUCAGAUCCGCCAGCGCCUGGCCGAGUUUGCUGAGGCAACCGCCCGGCCGCGGCGCUGGGCGGAGACGGCUGAGGCACUGCUGACGGCGCCGCUGGACUGUCGACAGCCGCAGCUGGCGCACAGGAGGCAGGAGGCGCAGGAGCUGCUGGCGGAGCUGCCCGACGUUGAAGCCGACCUGAAGACGGCCGGCAAGCUAAUCCAGCUACUUGGCGAGGACGUGUCUCCGGAGAAACAACAGGAGAUGACGCAGACACUACGAGAGCUCAGGGAGUCGGUGUCGGACGGCCAGGCGGGUUGCCAGCAGCAGGCGGACGUGUGCGCCCAGUCGGCCGACCGGCUGGCGGCGGCCGGCCGCGGACAGGCAGAGGUCUCCGCCUGGCUGGACGAGCUGUCCCAGCUGCUGGACGGGCCGGCGCCGGCCACCGAGGCGGGUCAGGUGGCCCAGCGGGCCGACCAGCUGCAGACGGUGCUCUCCCGGCAGCUGUACUGCCGCUCCCUGCUGGACUCCACCACCAAGAUCGUGUCGGGUCUGCUGGAGGCGGCGCGUGCCGUACCGGCCCUGGACACCACUCAGCUGGAGCGGGAACAGGCGGCCGUCAGUGGCCGGUUCGCCGAGCUCACGGCCGGCGCCGAGCGGCUGCAGCAGGAGCUGAGCAGCUAUUCUGACGCGUGGCGCCGGUUCGAGGCCGCCGAGCGGGGCGUCACAGAGUGGCUGGAGGUGGCCGAGCAGCUGCUGACGGAGCGCGCCGACACCGAGGCCGCCGUCGAACAGCACAAGCGAGUAUUCUACGAGGCGCCCACGGAGCGUCUGACCGAGCUGAGCGACUGCGGCCGAGAGCUGUUCGAGUCGCUGCCACCAGAGGCCCGGGAGCCAGUGAAGGCCACUGUGGCCCGACUGCACGACCGAUGGCAGCGGACGGUGGAGCGCGGCCCGGCGCACCUGGCCCGUCUGGAGGUGCUGGCCACGCUCAGUCAGCUGAGCCAGCAGCUGACGGAGCUGGAGCGGCACCUGGCGGACGAGGACCACGCCAUCCACCGCGGCGGGGAGCUGGCGCAGCUGGCCGAGCGGCACCGCAGCACCGUCCAGCCGCUGGCAGAGCGGAUCGGAGAAAAACUGGCAGACGCCAGAGAGACAUGUCAGCAGCUGGGCUCCCAGGACCGGGAGGUGGUCACCCAGCUCCGCUCUCUGGAGGACCGGUGGCGCCACCUCCAGCGCCGAUCCGACUCCGUCAGCAGUCAGCUGGAGCAGAUGUCGGCACGAUGGAGCGAGUACGAACAGAGGCGCCAGCAGACGGCCGACUGGCUGUCGGCGGUGGAGAAGAGUCUGCAGACGGACAUCGACACGGUGGAUUCGCCGGAGCAGCUGCAGCACACCAGGGACCAGUUCCAGGCUGUGUUCGGCGAGCUGGCGCAGCGCAAGCAGACGAUGCGCUGGCUGGUGUCCACCCUGGACGCGCUGGUCACCUCCGUGCCCGGCCCCGAGGCCGAGACGCAGAGACAGCAGCUCUCUGAACUGGUGAUGCGAUACAAGGAGCUGGUACCGAGGCUGGAGACGACGGCCGUCCGCCUGGACGGACUGGCCAAGUGUCACAGCUACAGAGUCGAGAUCGAUGAGAUCGUUCGCGUGCUGUACGAGGCGCGUGCCGAGUCGGCCGCGGUGCCCACUGUCUGGGAGAGCGCCGAUCAGCUGGCCGACAGCAGGCAGCAGCAGCAGCGCGCCGUGCAGCGACUCGAGGAGCAGCGGCCGCGCGUGCUGGCGGCCGUGCAGCGCGGCCGGGACCUGAGCCGGGACCUGAGCCAGGCGCCUGCACUGCUGCCCGAGGCACUGGAGCAACUGGAGCUCGUCUGGGCAGAGAGCAACGCCGAGGUCAUACAGAGACUGGACAGCGCUACGGAGACGGAGCGGCUGUGGACGGAGCUGGCCGACCGGCGGGCCGACCUGCAGUGCGCGCUGGCCACACACCGAUCAGCGCUGGACGCUGCCGCCGACACCGCCGAGCCGGGCCCGGCGCUGGCCGAGCUGGCCGCGCACGUACAGACUCAGCAACCGGAGCGGGCGCGCCAGAUGCAGCAGCGGCUGCAGCAGAUCGCCCAGCAGCUCGGCGGCCGGCUGGCGCCCGAAGCCGCCCAGCAGCUCAAACAGCAGGUGGAGGAGAGUGACGCCGACGUGGCCGCCGUCUCGGAGCAGCUGCAACAGAAGAUGGACAACCUCACCAGUGCCGCGCAGACCUGGGCGCAGGUCAGCGACCGUGUGGAGGCGGUGCGACUGGGUCUUCAGUCGGCCCAGCGCAGUCAACAGCGGCUCAGCACCCUGGACAUGCCGCCGGAGACUCGCCGUCAGCAGCUGCAGCAGCUGACCCAGCAGCUGCAGCAGCACGCCGAGGAGCGCCAGCAGCUGAACGAACUCAUGGACACGCUGCAGUCAGAGGGAUACGACGGCGGCCAGUUCCGGAGUGAGCUGGCUAUCCUGGGAGACACGCUGCAGCAUAUGAGCGAGGCGGCCGCCCAGCAGCGCGCCGUGCUCGAGGACGAGUACAAACACUGGCAUACCUACCAGGAACAGGUGGGUGAGCUGGUGCCGUGGCUGGACUGGGCAGAGGAGAAGGUGGCCGCCGACCUGCCGCGGCCCGCUCAACUGGAGGAGGCCGCCGAGAUACUGCAGCAGUGCCAGCACUUUGAGGACCAGUGUGUCGACAAGGAGCCGGCCGUCAAGGUGAUAGUGGACGAGAGUGCCCAGAUGGUUCAGGUGUUUAACGUCUCGGACCAGGCCGACUCGCUGGUCACACGCUGGACAAAGGUCCGAGAGACAUCGGUCGCCUGGGUGCAGCAGAUGCAGAGUCUGGUGACCGCUCUGAGGGACGUGCACACGGAGCUGUCCUCAGUACGUCAGUGGCUGGACGAGGUGGGCGCCGCAGUGCCCGCCGAGGGAGACGUUCCUGACGCCAGCCAGGAGCUGGAUACACUGCAGCCGGCGGUGAGUGAGCUGCCCGGCCGGCAGUCGGCCGUGCUCGGCCUCCAGCAGCGCUGUGACCAGCUGGCCGACCUGCUGAACCCGGAGGGCGCCGCCGCGCUCCGGUCUCACGUGGCUGCCCUGCGCUCCGAGGUCUCCCAGCUGAACCAGACUCUGAGGCAGAGGCAGGCCAAGACUGCCGACGCUGCCAGUCAGAGGGAGGAGACGUACCGUCGUCUGACGGCGCUCACCGGCUGGCUGGACGGCCUGAAGACCCAGCUGGCUGAGUUUGACCGGGUCCAGAUCGACUCGCUCUGGGAGUGUCUCACAUCGCUGGCCGCCAUGCAGCAGGAGCUCACUUCGAAACUACCGAACUGCGAGUCAGUCCGAGAGGACGCCACCAGUCUCUACAACGAGCGGCCGUCCAAGGAGAACGCCCAGCUGCGCGACCACUCUGAGCAGCUGUGCGCAGCGGCGCGCCAGACGCAGACGGCCGUCACCGACCGACACCAGGCCGUCGGCCUGUGGGCCGACCUGGCCUCGCACAGUAAGCGUCUGGGCGAUCAGUUAUCGGUGAUGUCGGACCGACUCCAGUCCGACUCCCUGACCGCCGAGAAGGUGCCGCAGCUCAAACAGGAUCUGGUGACGCUGCAGAGCGAGCAGGCGGCGCUGGAGGCGGAGGCCGCGGCGCUGGCGCCGGCCGCCGAGCGGGCCGGUCUGACCGUGCUGCGCGGCGAGCUGGAGCAGCCGCCGGCCGAGCUGAGCGACCACACGCUGCGCCACCUGCAGCAGCUGCUGGACCAGCUGGACGAGCACGACGGACGGCUGGCCGAGCGGCAACAGGUGUGGGAGAAGUUUUGCGGCGACCGGGACGGCCUGGUCACCUGGCUGGAGGCCACUCGCAGUCGGGUGUCGGCGGAGCAGGCCGGCUGCGCCCGGCUGGCGGAGCUGCCAGAGCUCCUCUCCCAGCUGGACUGUGCGCAGAGAGAGGCCGACUCGAGGACAGAGGCCUUUCAGGCACUGCACCAGGAGAGCCAGGCGGUGCUGGAGUCGGACCCGGCCCGCUUCUCCGAGGUACACGAGGAGGUGGUGAACCUGGAUCGCGCCUGGAACAACCUGCGGCAGACCCUGACCGAGACAGCCGCCCGCCACCAAUCGCUCUGGGACGCCUGGAAGGCCGUACAGGACGCUCUACAGGCUGCGAAUGCUGCUAUUGACGGCGCAGAGGCGUUCCAGCAGAGCCUGGGCACCGCGCCGAGCGCCGUGGCUGAUCUAGAACAGAGUCUGAGUGACGGACGGCGUGCAGCUGAGAAGCUGGCGGCGACGCGGCGGCAACUGACCGCCGCUGUGACGAGAGCGCACGCCGCUGCCGCCGCUGCCGGACUCACGGAGUGUCUGAAAGAUGAGCUACAGAGGGUAGAAGCGUCAGCACGUGAGACCCAAUCUGAUCAGCUGCGGGCUCAACUGGAGCGCACGCUGCCUGACCUGGAGUCUGCCCAGGUGCUCUGGGCGCAGGCGGCGCGCGCACAGGAUGAGGGGCUGCGCUGGGCAGCGGCGGCACAACAGACACUGCGCUCGGCCGCCGACGGCGCGGCUGGCCUGCGAGAAACGGCCGCUCGUCUGGAGCAGUGCCGACACGAGCUGACCGCACACCAGACGGCCGCGCGGGCUGCUGCUGAUAAGGUGGACGAGGUGACACGCCUGCUGUCCGCCUCUGAGGUGCCGGCGCUCGAGUCGGGCCGCCGGCGGCUGGCCGAACAGCUGGCUGCGGUGGAGACGGCGCUGCGCGGCACUCAGACCACCCUGGACGGACUGGUGUCGCGGGAGGCCACACUGCGCGCCGCGCUAGGCCGCUGCGCCGAGUCUGCCAUCGAGCUGCGCCAGAGAGUGGCCACGCUGGACGAGCCGGCUGGAACGCCUGAGCAGGUGGUGGCCCGCCUGCAGACGGCUGACGAGUGCGCCGAGACGGCGGCCGAGCUGGAGACUGCGCUGGCCGCCAUCCAAACCGAUAUAGACGCGAUGAAGGAGGAGGGACUACCCACCAGUACAUACCAAAAAGAACACUCGCUGCUGGCAGCGAAACUGAAGAACAUCAAGACACAACUGAAGCGAGUCACCGCGCUGCUCGGUGGCUCACUGGAGAAGAAGUUCACCCUGCUGCUCAAGGACUCCAAGAAAGAGUUGUCUGCUCUCUCUGACAAGCUGACCUGGCUGGAGUCGGCGCCGGCCGAAGACCGAGCGGCCGUGGAGACUCGGCGGGACGUUCUGACUGAGGUCAGCCAGGGUUUGGAGGCGGCUCGCGCUGCCCAGAGCCGACUCGCCGAGACGGCCGACCAGUACCUGGCGGCGCUGCCGGAGCAGCGGCGGCCGGCCGUCACUGCCGCCCUACAGCAGCAUGGUGCAGAUGUGGACGAAGUCGCCGGCCGGGCGGCUGACGCGCAGACACGCACCGACGCUCUGCUGGCUAAAUGGACCGAGUUCGAGACAGCGGCGGCUGAAGUCAGCCAGCCUCUGACGGAGAUUGAGGCCUCGGAGCUGCCGGCUGGACAUCUGACGUCACCGGACGAGAUCGCUCCGCACCGCGCCACCGCGGAACAGAACGUGACGCGGCUCCAGGGUCUGGCCGAGCCGCUGCGGCGGACCGCCGCGCUGGCCGCGGAACUCGCCGAGCUGAGCGCUGACUGCGCGGCGCCGCAGCAGGCGCGGCAGCUGGAGGCGCGGCUGGAGGCCCAGCAGCGGCUGGCAGCCGCCCAGCAGCGCCGGCUGGUGGCUGCGGCAGAGGCUGCAGAGCAGUACCGACAGGCCGAGCGGGCCAUGACCAACUGGCUGAACGAGUCGCGACAGGAACUGACCAAACACGAGGCGGUACUGGCGGCCAGCCGACCCACCCUUGGCCAGCAGCAGCGCAUGAAAGAGAUGCGCGAGGCACUGGGUCGCUGUCACGACGGCCAGCAGUACCUCACCGCGGCCACCACUCCCGCCGAGCAGCUUCUGGCCGAGCUGGCUCCCGCCGCCCGGGAGACGGUUCGCGCCGAAUUGCGCGCUCUGAGAGACAGCUGGGAGAAACUGAUGGACGACGCCAACCAAGCUCUGAAGAAGCUGGAAGCGCUGGUGCUGCAGCUGAGUUCGUUCGACGACUGCUUCCGCCAAGUGGUGACGUGGUUGGACGGCGCCGAGGCGCAGCUGGAAGAGGAGCUGGAGCCGCGCGCCACACUACCCGAGAAGACGGCAGUGCUGCGGGACGAGCUGGCUCGCCGUCAGGAGGUACAGCUUCGUCAGCACAUGGUGGCCCAGCUGCGCGAGCGCGCGGAGCUGGCGGCCGACGGCGCUCCGCCCGCUGAGCUGGCAGAGUGCCUGCGCCGCUACGAGGCGCUCGAACAGGCGGUUGGAGCUCGGGUGGAGCGCGCCCAGGCGGCCGUGGACCGUCACCAGGCGCUGGCGCGCGCGCAGCAGGCGGUCGGCGAGUGGCUGUCCACCCAGCAGGGUCGGCUGGCCGCCGUGAUGGCGGAGAACGAGCCGGCGGCGGCGCUGCUGCCGGCCGUGGAGCGGCUCGAGGCGGCCGCCCAGGAGGGUCUCGGUCUGCUGAAGGCCUGCGAGGCGGCGCUGGACGCGGUCCGUCCCGACACGGCGCCGGAGGGUGGCGCGGCGCUGGACGCCGAGAUGGGCCGGCUGCAGGCCGACCACCACCGCUACAUCUCAGACGUGUCCGACCUGCGCUUCCGGCUGCAGGCGGCGCAGCAGCAGCAGCAGGCGCAGCAGGAGUGCAGCCGACAGCUGGGCGACUGGCUGCUGAAACAGGAACAGGCCGUGGCAGAGCCGGCGCUGCUCGACACGCAGCCAGAGAAGGUGGCAGAGGCGGAUCGUCUGGAGGCGCUCUGCGCCGAGGUGUCUGAGCGGCAGUCGCAGCUGGCGCAGCAGCUGGGCGGCGGCAGCGGCGGCCUGCUGCAGCCGCUGCAGGCGCGCUGUCAGCAGCUGCUCUCGCAGCUGCAGGAGCAGGCGGCGCGCACACGGCAGAUGGCCGGUGAACACGAGGAGUACGAGUCGCGCCGCGCCGCGCUGCUCGAGUGGAUCGAGGAGGCGCAGCGGCAGCUGACCGAAAACAGCGCGGUGGUGGGCCAGCUGUCUGUGUUACGCGAGCGGCGCCGUCUGCUCGAGGAGCUCUCGGACGAGUGGUGCCGGCGCAGCGGCGAGCUCGACUCUCUGCUCACACUGGGAGAGCGGCUGUACGCGCACACUGGACCGCUGGGACGGGAGACCGUCCGCGCCCACAACAUGUCGGUGCGCGCCGGCUGGGAGCGUCUCUCUGACGCGCUGCAGGCCGGCUGCCAGCGGCUGGACAGCUGUCUGCAGCAGUUUGCCGAGUUCAGCGAGCAGCAGGAGCAGCUGACGCGCUGGCUGCAUGACGUCGAACAGGCGAUGGCGGCGCACGCCCAGCUGCGCGCCACGCUGCAGGAGAAACAGGCACAGCUGCAGAGUCACGAGCUGACGGACCAGGAGAUCGGCGCCCACCAGUCACUGGUCACCGACGUCUGUUCGCGGGCCGGGGAGCUGAUCGCUCAGACCCAGGACAACUCGCUGCAGACAUUUGUCACCUCAAUCCAGGCGCUGUUCGACACUAUACGCACCAAGUCCAAGGAGAUCCUGGAGCACCUCUCCGAGUGUGUCCGUCGUCACGAGGAGCUGCAGACGGCCAGCCGUCAGCAGGCCAGCUGGCUGGCCGGUCAGCGCGAGCAGCUGGCAGCUGCUGACUCGGUCAGCGGAGAGCCGACGGCGGUCCAGCAGCGGCGAGACGCACUGCAGAAGGUGCAGUCGCGCCUGCCGCAGGGCCGCCGGCAAAUGAAGAAGAUUCACGACGCCUGCGUGCACACCGUACUGGGCACCUCGGAGCAGGGCGGCGCCGCGCUCCAGGCGGCUGUCACCGCGCUGGAUGACGACUGGAAGGCGUUCGAACAGCAGUGCGCGGCGGCCGACACUCGGCUCCAGGAGGCGGCUGACCAGUGGGCAGAGUACGAGCGGCGGCACCGCGAGCUCACCGCCUGGUGUGCCGAGCACGAGCAGCUCUUCUCCCAGCUGCAGCUCAAGGCCACACUCGACGAGAAGAUGGAAGUGCUGCAGCGACUACAGGCGGCCCGGCAGGCCAUCGUCGGUCGGGAGGCCGACGUUGACCAGCUGAUUGACUGUGGAAACGACCUGGCCCAGCUGUCAGGGCUGGAGAGAAUCAACACUCAGGUAAAGCAGGUGUCGACGCGCUACCAGGAGCUGCACAUGGCAUCCCAGAGCCUGCUGACCAAGUGGCAGAACAUGGUGGACGACCACCGCGCCUACGACGAGAAGCUGGCAGAGACAGAGGCCUGGCUCCGGGACACGCCGGCCACCGAGCAGGCCGACCGCGGCCAGCACCUGGUCAGCAGCCUGUGCUCACUCGGGGAGCGGCUGUUCUCUGGCAGCUCGGCGGCCGGCCGGGAUCUGGUCAGACAGCAGAUGCGCUCAGCCAAGGAGGGCUGGGAGGCGCGGCAGGCGGCCAACCGGGCCGCCCAACAGGAGGCGGCCGCUCGCUCCCGGGCCGAGGAGGCCUGCACAGAGGCCAUCAGUCAGGUGUGCUCCUGGCUGGACGGCACAGAGCGAACCCUGGCCGCCGAACCCACCAGCUGGCUCGCAGCGGCCGAGCUCAAGGCCAAACUGCAGAAAAUCAAGACGGCCCAGUCGGACGAGCCGCACUACCGGCGCCUGCUGGACGGCGUGGAGCCCCGCUGCGGCCUGCUACCCGAACCAGCCCGCGCCGCGCUCCAGUCGGCCACGGCCCGACUCCAGGCCGCCUCCGCCGACAGCCGGAGACAGCGCGAGCGGCUAGAGACGCUGCUGGACCAGCUGUCGGCGCACCAGGAGCUGGUGCGCGCCCACCAGGACUGGCACCGCACCACCGACGAACAAAUCAAGGCCGUCUCAGACGCUGCCGGCGGCCGCACGGCGCUGUCUCAGCGGGCGGCGCGGGCCGCCGAGCUGUGCCGCCAGCUGACGGACGGCGCUCCGUCCCUGUCGGCGCUGACGGCCCAGGCGGCUCGCCUGUCCCCGCUGCUGCCGGAGAAGUGGCAGGCGGCGCUGCAGAGGGAGCUGCAGCAGCACCAGAGCGGCGCCGACCAGCUGCUGCUCGCCGUACAGGAGGCGCAGCACGCGCUGCAGUCGCGGCUGGGCCAGUGGUCGGCCUGCGAGGCGGCGCUCGAGUCGGUGGUCGGCUGGUUGAACGAGGCAGAGGCCACGCUAAAGAACCACUACACGCACAAGAACACCCUGGAGGAGAAGGAGGAGCAGCUGCGCCGGUUCCGGGAGCUCAGUGCCGGUCUGCACCAGCAGGAGGCGCGGCUGGACAAACUGGCAGCGGACGUGCAGGAGCUGAGCCGCAGCAGCGGCGACAACCGGAUGACGUUCAUCGUACAGCAGGCCGUCUCGCGGGCCAACAACGUCCAGGUCAUGACCAAGGACCUCCUGUCCCGGUACGAAGAGGGGGUGAGCCAGCACCGGGAUUACGUGCAGCAGUACAACGCCUUUCUGGCCGAGUUCUCCGGCUACCAGGAACAGUUUGCCGCCGUGCAGACGGCUCCCGUGCGCCGCUCCACCCUGAAGCAGUCGCUGCAGACGGUGCAGCAGCUGCUGGCCGGACAGCCGGCCGUCAGCCGGCAGCUGGCAGCUGUCAGCCAGCUGGGCGAGCGGCUGUACGCGGCCACAGCGCCCGACGGCCGCCAGCUGCUGCAGGGGCAGCUGCAGCAGCUGCAGGCCGCGCACGACACGCUGUACGACCAGCUGGCGGCCACCGAGAAACAGCUGAUGCUCAGCGACAGCAAGUUCUCGGGUUACGACGAGUCGGCGGCCGAGCUGCGUCGCUGGGUGGACGAGGCACGCGCCCGAGUCAGCCAGGAGCUCGAACUGAAGGCCACCCUGGACGAUAAAUGUGACCAGCUGCAGUCGUACCGGCUGCUGCUGCACGACCUCGUGUCCCACCAGCAGGCGAUCGCCGACUGUCGUGAGAAGGCCAGCGCGCUGCCGGACCGCACUGAUGAGGUGACCCGCCUGCUGGACGGCCUGGCGCAGCAGCACCAGGAGAUGCUGGAGACCGUCCAGGAGCGCGUGGAGCGGUACGAGGCGAUCGUGGCCGACCACCAGCAGUACACCAAGGCCGUGCUGGACGCCCAGGAGUUUCUGGAGUCCACCCACUCGGCUAUAGAGAUGUGGGGCCGCGCUCACGGAGAACUCGUCACCAUCCGCGCCAACCUCGACAAACUGAAGCAACUGAAGGCGGGCCUGCUGGAGGAGGCGGGCCGCGUCACCCUGGUACAGACCCUCGGUGAGAAGGUGAUCCCCAACACGAGCGCCCAGGGCCAGCAGAACGUGCGGGCGCAGCUGGAGAGCACCGAACAGGAGUGGCAGGCGCUCAGCUCGUCGGCAGAGGCGGCCAUUAACGGUCUGCAGCGGGUGCUGGACCAGUGGAGUCGCUUUGAGCAGAUGAAGGACCAGUGGGCCGCCUGGCUCAAGGAGACGGACAUGAAGCUGCACGCCGUCAACCUCAAGGACACGCUGCAGCAGAAGAAGGACCAGUUGGAGGAACUGCAGGCCAUUCAGGGUGAGGUGCGCGCCCGUGAGCUGGAGAUUGACGCGCUGACGGACCGAGCCGAGGAGCUGAGCUCGGCCUGCUCGGCCGGACGGCAGUCGCAGCACGGACAGAUCAUCGCCAAGUACCAGCAGGUGGCACAAACUGUACAGGAGCUGGUGGCGACGUGGCAGCAGUACGUGGCCAGUCACAGCGACUACAGCCGCCAACUCAGUGAGACCUCCGUCUGGCUCAAAGACGUCCAGUCCAAGCUGGCCUACUGCUCCGACCUGUCGGCCACAUCGCAGAAGGAGCUAGAGGCCAAACUGGCCACCGUCAAGGACCUGUUGCUAUACAAGGACGAGGGCUUCAAGCGUGUGCACGCAGCCGUCGACCUGGGCCACCAGGUGCUGCGCAACACGGAGCCGACCGGCCACCAGGCCAUCAGCGAGCAGCUGACGGCCCUCCAGGAGAGCUGGGGAUCCAUGGCCACCCAGAUGGCCGAGACCAAGAGUAACCUGGACGAGGCGAUCCACCGCUGGGCCGGAUUUCUGGAGGAGAUUCAGCGCCUGAAGCGGUCCUCGGACGCCACGGGCGCGGUACUACAGGAGGCAGCGCAGUUCCAGACCACAAUGGCAGAGAAACGCGCACAGCUCGACAGACUCAAGUCCCUGGAGGAGAGUCUGCGCUGUGAAAAGUACGAGGUGGACAGUCUGAAGAGCAAGGCUGCCGAGAUGUCGGCCUCCGGUAACCAGGCGCAGGCGGCCGCUCAGGCGCAGCAGAUCCUCAACCAGUACGACCAGACUGCCGACCGGAUACGGCUGCUGCGCCGCGAGCGGGAGGAGCAGUACAAGCACCACCGCAGCUGGAAGCAGGCGUUCGACGAGUUCCAGGCGUGGAUGUCGACGGUGCGAGAGAAGGUGCCGGCAGUUCGACAGCGCUCCUUCGGAGACCGAUCGGCCAUCGAGGGCGUCGUGGCCGCGCUGGAUGGCAUCCUGUGUAAGCAGUCGGCCGGCCAGCUGACCCUGGAACACCUGGUGCACACGGGUGACGUCAUGAUGGCCUCCACCUCCGAGCUCGGUCAGAAGGAGAUCAGACAGGACGUGGCCAACGCACAGAGCCAGUUCGAGGAGUUCUUCAACGACAUCCGUCAGCAGAAGCGUAACCUGGAGACGAUCGAGAGCCAGCUGAAGUCGUACAAGGAGGAGUAUGAGCGCAUCUCCGACUGGCUCCAGGCCGCCGACGUCCAGGUCAAACAGCACAAGACUGUGUUCGUGGCCACGCGCGAAGAGAAACAGCAACUCGUCGAAAAGAUACAGGACGUGUGUCGCAGUCUGGAGUCGGGUGGUGAGGACAUCAGUCGUCUCCAGUCCACGGCGUCUGGCCUGCUGGCUUCUCACCUGGAGGGCUACAUCAGCCAGCAGCUGCGGCACCUGGCCUCCAGACACCAGGUGCAAGUGAACCUGGCGCGUGACGUGGAGCGGAAGCUGGUGGCGAUCGCCGACCAGCACUCGGAGUUUGAGGGCGCGCUGCGCCGCGCCGCUGACUGGAUGGAGGAGGCCCGGGAGGUGAUCCGCGGCCGCUCCGGCUCCGGCUCCGGCUCCGACGGCGAGCCCGACUCGGGACGGCAGGGCGUAGAGCAGCACCUCAAGGCCAUUCAGGAGCUGAUUCGUAACCAGGACGAAGGCCAGACGCUGGUGCACCAGGCCGCCAGUCUGGGGGAGAAGGUGCUCAGGAACACACACUCAUCCGGCCGGGAGGACGUUAAACAGGCCAUGAAGGACAUCCAGAACGACUGGGACAGGUUCAUCAAGAAACUCACCAACGCCAAGGCUCAACUGGAGACCAGUCUGCUGCAGUGGUCGGACGCCGGUUCCACCUACACGCGGCUCCAGCGCUGGAUAUCGGACCGGGAGGCGCGGCUGCAGCAGGUGCUGGAACACAAACCCCGACAGAGGCCGGCGGCCAACAAGGACCAGCUGGCCAGUCUGGGCGAGAAGAAGGCCGCACUGAGACGCACCAACAGCAUCAUGCAGGACAUCGUCUCGUUCCAGCCGAUGAUCGCGUCCGUGACAUCCAGCUCAGAGGGCGCGCGCGGCCGGCGGCGUCACGCCUCCGAGAUCAGCGACAAGUACGAGACGCUGAGCCGACAGGCGCGCCAGGCGUACGAGCGUCAGAAGCAGCUGGUCGAACAGCACGGAGCCUUCAUCGACGCCGCAGGGGAGUUCAUCACGUGGCUGCAGACGGCCCGAGAGAGACGUGCCAAGUGUGCGGAGCCCACCGGACACAGGGACGCGCUGGCCAGCCGCAUGACCGCGCUCAAGCUGCUGGAGGCAGACGUCUCGGAGGGCCAGUCGCUGCUCGACUCGGCCCUGGAGCUCGCCAAGGCGGCGCUGCAGGUGGCUGAGGACGAGGACGACCGGGAGGUGAUCGAGGAGCAGGUGGCCAAACUGCAGGCGCAGAUGGAUGACUAUAGGGAGUCGGUGGCCGCCACUCGGGAAUUGCUCGAGUCGGGCGUCGUCAAGUGGACCAAGUACGAGGAGCGUCUCAAACAGUGCCAGGCGUGGAUCAGCGACAAGGAGUCGGAGGUGCAGACCUACGGCGGACUGCACGCCGGCCUCCAGGAGAAACAGACCGCCGUCGAGGCCUUCCAGACCUUGCUGUCGGACAUGUACGAGUGGCAGUCGACGCUGGACGAGCUGAACGUGUCGGCCACCCUGCUGCUGGAUAACUGUGCCGACUCGCGGAUCGCCAACUCGGUCACCCAGCUCACCACCAAGUACAACGCGCUACAGUCACUGGCCAAAGACGUGUUCCGACGACUCGAGGUCGCCCAUCUGGAGCACAAGCAGCACUCGGCGCUCUGUCACGAGAUCGACGAAUGGAUGGAGAAGACGCGGGAGAAGCUGGCCGAGACGGCGCCGCUGACCAGUCGCCACUCUGAACUGCUCACCAAACUGCACACGGUGCAGAGCUUGCGAGCCUCUGUGGAGCAGGGACAGAAGAAACUCAGGUAUGCCAUGGAGCUGAAGGAGCGAGUGAUCAUGAACACGGCAGAGGGCGGGGGCACACGGAUAGAACAGGACGCCGACACCCUGAGCGCUGAGUUCGACAAACUCAUCGCCGACAUCAUGGAACGCAAAAACGAACUCACCGCCAAAAUCGGCGAGCUCGACGAGAUAUUCAAGGCCAACCAAACGCUGACUGAGGCCCUGGAUGACAUCGACGCCAAGAUCCAAGGCGACGGAGACCUGCUGUUCUCCGAACUCAACGAGAAGAAAACAGCGCUGGAAAAGUACCGAGCCCUUGCGACCGAAGUCCAGUCUCUGUCAAACCAAGUGAGCCAGCUGCGCACGACUGCCGACGCUGCUGAGGGCGAGAAGGCGCUGCCAGAGAUUGUACAGACGCUGGAGAGACACCGACUCACCGCCGCCAAAGUGGACGACGCCAUCAAGGUGCUGGAGGAGCGGGCCGCCCAGCACGAGCGGUACGCGGCGGCUCACUCGGCCGCCGCCGACUGGCUGAAGGCGGCCCGGCUGGGUCUGCAGCAGGCGUCUGACGCCACCGGCGCCUGGGACGAGCUCAACGCCCGGCUCGAGGCUAAUAGGACACUCACAGACACACUGCCGAAAGGCAAGUCGCUGUUGGACGAUGUGGUCAGCCAGGGCGAGGCGCUACAGGAGGUCUGUCCGGCCGGCGGUCACCAGUCCCUGGCCAGGGAGGCUGAGGCAUUACAGGCCGAGUACGACUCGCUGUGUAAGCUGGCGGCCUCCAGUGAGACUGCUCUGUCCCGCUGCGUGGCCGCCUGGUCCGAGUUCACGGCGCUGCACGACGACCUGCGCUCGUGGCUGGAGAAGGCCCGCGACCGGGAGCCACCCGCCCAGACCACCUCGGCCGCGCCGGCCGUCAACGGAGACGACGACCAGCACCUGCAGACCGUCAAGACUCUCUGGUCGGAGGUAUCGGAGCGUCGCCGCUCGGUGGACCGACUGGCCGACCGCUGUGAGACGCUGAUCGAGCUCAGUGGACAGCCGGAGGUCCGCGAACAAGCCGUCCAACUGCAGGCCGACCACGCCGCACUGCUCAGUCGGCUUCAGGCCACGUUGUCCCAGCUGGAGCGCCGCUGUCAGUCGGAGCGGGAGGUGACUGCGGCGCGCGCCGAGUUGGCCACCUGGCUGGAGCGGAACCGCGGCACAGUGGCCGACUGCCGGCAGCUGCAGCUCACCGCGCCGCAGCUCACCGACAACCUGCACAUGCUCACCCUGGUGUCGACCCGUAUGACGGAGGGCCAGCACCUGUUGGGGGCUCUGCAGACCUCCUACACAGCGGCGGCCGAGAGCCGACCGGCUGAGGCCCAGCAGGAGCUGACAGAGGACCUGACCCGGCUCAGGGCAGAGUAUGACCAGCUGGCCAUCGAACUGCAACAGGUGAGCUCGGAGGUGAAGUCGCGGCUGCAGCGCUGGGAGGAGACGGCCGACACGGUCACCCAGUUGGACACCUGGCUGACAGAGCUGACGACCCGACUGGACGCGGCGCCGGAGCCCACCGCCGACCUCGCCCAUCUGAGGGCCACGCUGGAGAGACUGACGGACGUGCAGAAGCGUCUGGAGGCCCGCCGCCCGGACCUGGACUCUGCUCUGGAGGAGGCCACUCAGCUAUCAGCCGGCACCGAGCCCGUGGCGUCAGCGGACGGCGGCCCGGCGCUGCUGGCCAGGGCUGAGGACGUGCGCGCCCGCUGGGAGGCCGCCGAGGGCCGCUGCCGAGAGCUGGUGGCCAAACUGCAGACGGAAGUGGAGGAGUUCAACGAGUACAACAGCAGCCUGCACGAGGCGCAGAAGUGGCUGCUGCAGAUCUCCUACCAGCUGAUGGGUCAGAACGCCCAGUACAUCUCGAACCGGGAGCAGACGGCCGCCCAGAUAGAGCGACACAAGGAGGUGAUGUCCGAGUUCGAGUCGUUCUCGGACUCGCUCCGCGAUCUGGAGCGGCGCGGCCACAGCCAGGUGGAGCGGUACGAGGAAGUGUCCCCGGCCAUCCGACAGGAGGUGGACAAACAGCUGGACAAUAUCCGCAGCAGCUACAGCUCGCUGCACGCCACCGCACAACAGAUCAACACCCGCCUGCUGGAGUCGCUGAAGAAGUUUGAGCAGUACGAGGCGCUGCUGGAGAGCAUUGGGGAGAACCUGUCGGCUCGACAGCAGCAGCUGGAGCAGGAGGUGGCCGAGCCGAUCCCCGACCUGGAGACGGCCAAACAGCGGCUGGAGGCCACCAGGAGUCUGCACAACGAGCUGCAGUCGGAGAAGUCUCGUCUGGACACGGCCGUGCAGAUCUGCGAGGCGGCCACGGCCUCCAUCAGCCGCCCUUCCUCGCCGCACGACCAGCCGCCCGACACGGUGCCAGAGCGGGAGCUGCAGGUGCGCUGUCAGCUGGAGCUGCUCAUUGACCAGGCCCAGUCUCGGCUGGCCGAGCUGCAGCGCACCGCCGACGGCCUCCAGCGGCUGGACGAGCGGGAGGACGAGGUACGCCGCUGGGCCGAGCAGCAGGCGCGGAUGGUGGCCGAGCUGGGCCGGCAGCGGGCCCGUCUGCAGCCGGAGCCGGCCGCCGCCGAGCUGGAGCGGCUGCGCGAGCUGCAGCGCACCCUGCUCGAGCGCGAGGCGUCGCUGGAUGAACUGGACUCUGGUCGGAUGGAGCUGGCUGCUGAGGUACCGACUGAGUCGGCCCGACAGGAGCUGGCGCGCCUGGCCGAACAGGUGGCUGAGGUGCUUAACGCUCGCACCACUGCUCAGAGCUGCGUGGAAGAGUACACGACCGCUCUACAAAACUUCCGGCACUGGCACCGUCAGACGUCCGACUCGCUACAGGCGGUGGACAGCCAGUCGUCGCCGGCGGACGGCCGUCUCCGCUCACUGGCCGAGCUGCGCCGCGAGUGUGACGAUCAGCGGCAGCAGCUGCAGCAGCUGGAGCAGCUGGCAGAGGCGGCCAGGGAGCGGCUCACUGAGCCCGAGGCGCAGCACGUCACCAGUCAGGUUUUGUCCACGCAGCGCAGUUACGAAGAGCUGUGCCGCCGGCUGGAGCAGCGGACCGAGUCGGUGCGCUCCGCCGCCGAGCAGGCUGACCGGCUGCUGGAGCAGCUCCGGCAGCUGGCAGAGUGGACCGCCAACGCGCAGCGCACCGCCGCCGGCCUGGCCACGCCCAUCGGCUACACGCCCGAGGCAGUGACUGACAGGAUCAACCAGAUUCAGUCGCUGGAGCCUGAGACCAAUUCGAAGCGGUCGAUGUUGCCGCAGUUCUCCAAAGCCAUCUCGAGCCUGGCGCCCAACAUCUCUGCUCAGGAGAGGGAGCAGCUGGCAACCAACCUGCAGCAGAUGGAGGGUGCUGUGAAGGAGCUGAGUGCCGCGCUGGAGACCCAGACGGCCGCGCUGCGCCGCGCCCGCGCCGACCGAGAGCGACUCCAGAAGGCGUGCUCCGAGUUGCGGCAGCAGCUGACGGACGCCGCCGAGCAGCUGCAGCUGCCCGAACAGCUGCCGCUGCCGGCUGCCCAGGUGCAGCUGCUCAUCGACCAGAGAAACACUCUGCUCUCGCAGCUGGAGUCGGUGUCUGCGCGGCGGGUGCCCGAGCUGCGCCAGCAGGCCGCGCCGCUACUGGCCGACUGCAGCCAGCAGGACGCCGGCCGGCUGCAGGAGCUGCUGCAGCGGCUGCAGGAGGACGCCGGCGCGCUACAGGAGCGUGCUCAGGCCGGCCGCGACCAGCUGCUGCGAGUGCACGAGGCGCGCCGCCGGCUGGAGUCGGAGCUGGAACAGUGCGGCGACUGGCUGCACACGGCCCGGGUGACGCUCAAACAGGAGCCGCUGGCCGGCACCAGCCUGCACACGCUGCACGAACACGUGCAUAAGAUGGCGGCGCUGCAGGAGGACUUUGACAGCCGACAGCGGCAGCUGGCCGGCCUGCUGGAGCUGAGUGAGCAGCUGCUGCCCGAGCUGCGGCCGCCGGACAAACUCACACUCACCGACCAGCUGAGCACGCUGAAAACCCAGUACACGGAGGUGGGCUCCCGUAUCGAGGAGCGGACGGAGGCGUUCCGCUCUGCCACCGCCCAGCAGGAGGCCAUCAACGGCAAGAUCGCCUCCAGCGUCACCUACCUGACCGAGAUCAAGAAGGAAAUCCGCGCGCUGAACCGGCCGCUCGGCUCCGGAGUGGAGGACGCCCAGGGCAUCCUGAGCAGCUACGAGGAGGUGCUGCAGAAGCUGCGGGAGUUCCGCUCCCAGCUGGAGUCGCUGCAGGAUCAGACGGUGGGCAGCAUCUCCGACCUCAACGACCUCAUCCGACAGCAGGACGAGCUCGUCAGGGCCAUCGAAAACCAGGUGUCGAAGCUGCGGAACCUGGUGCUGUUGCGCCAGCAGUUCCUGCACCUGCUGACCGAGAUCACCACCUUCCUGACGAGUCAUGCCGACGUGGUGGCCGACGUGGAGCGAACCGACCGGCCGGUGCCCGACAAAAUAAAACAGUACUCGGCAGUACUCGCCAAGGUGCAGGACAUCGAGGCGCUGCUGGCGGCCGCUCAGGACAAGGGACAGCAAAUCUCGGAGGAGGGCACCGUCAGCGACCGCAACGCCAUCCUGAAGCAGCUACAGAGCCUCAAACAGCAGGUGACGCUGCUCAAGAGGGCCGUGGAGAACAAGAGGAGGCAGUAUGAGGAGACGGCGGAGAAGCACGCGGCGCUGACGGACCAGCUGGCCUCGCAGCUGGACUGGCUGCACGAGCGACAGACGGCCGUCCAGUCGCGGCCCGCCCUCACCAUGGACGACGCCGAGCUCCACCGGCACUGUGACGAGAGCCAGACGCUGUGUGACGAGGCGCGGCCGGCGCUGGAUCGGCUGCAGCAGCUGGUCACAGAAGCCGACGGCCUGGGUCCGGGCCGGGAGCUCCCGGCCGGCCUGCAGCAGCAGCUCAGCCAGGCGCGCGGUCUGCUGCAGACGCUGCCCAACGAGAUCACCGACAGGCAGACUUACCUACGGGAGGCGCGUCGCCUGCUCGACCAGUACCGCUCCACCAAACAGGCGGUGUCAGAGUGGGCCCGUCACGUGGGAGAGAGCGUGGAGGCGGCAGAGGAGGAGGGAGCAGACGCCGAGCAGAGCCAGGAGGCCGUCACCCGCUGCCAGACUCUGAUGUCGGAGGAGACAGCGCGGCGCGGCCAGGUCUCUGAGCUUCAGGACACGGUGGACCGACUGCUGCCGCUGCUGGCGCCCGGCCCGCGCUCACAGCUGGACGCCAACCAGCGACAGCUGGUCGUCUCCUACGAGGCGAUCGUGGCGCGCGCCGCCGAGCUGCUGGAGGGCGCCGCCCGCCAGCUGGAGGCGCGCCGGCGCGUUGAUGCCCUGCUGGCGCAGGUGCGCGCGGCGCUGGCGGCUGCCGUCCACCAGCCGACGCCGCCGUCCAGUCAGGAGGCGCUCCGAGAGGCGGCCACCCAGGCGCGACAGGCGCGCGCCGCCCUAGAUUCCAAGCUGCCGCUGCUCUCUGAGCUGCGUACCCUGUUGGACUCCCUGGACGGCUCCUCCGGCGGCGAGGGCGGCGCGUCCGAGGCCGACCUGGCGCAGGACGAGUGGCGCCAGGCGGCCGACCGGCUCGACUCUGCUGCCUCACACAUGGACGACAUGAUCCAGCUGUGGCAUUACGUGGAGCGCGAGCUGCUGUCUCUGGAGUCAGCGGCGGACGCGGCCUCGGACAGUGUGGAGGCGCUGCGGCCGGCCGACUCGGCCUCGGACCGGCACGCGCUGGUCAAACAGGUCCAGACGUGUCGCACAGAGCUGGGCCAGCUGCGCCAGCGGCACGGGGAACUGGCGCCGCGCGCCGCCGACCUCGUCACCUACCUGCAGGGCGCCCAGUCGGCGGCGCACGGUCCGCUGGCCGAGCGGACCCGGCAGCUGCAGACCAACAUCGACGGCAUCGUGUCCCGCCUGGACGAGCGUCACCGGCAGCUGCAGGCCGAGGCCACGUUUGCUGAGGAGGCGGGUCGGCGCGCGGACGCGGCCGCCACUCGUCUGGAGCAGCACCGGGCGGCGCUGUCUGAGCUGGACCCGUACGGAGCCGACCAGGAGGACACUGCGCGGCGACUGCAGGGACUCCGAGAGGCGUCAGAUACGCUCGGCUCCGAGGUGACUACCCUCUGUUCGGAGGUGUCUGAGCGAUACGAACACGGCACGCCACGCGAUAUCGCUGCCAAGGUGUCCCGCGUGGAGCUGCUCUGGGACGGGUGUCGGCAGGCGCGCGCCGACCUGGACUCUGAGACGGAGCGGGCCGGCCGCGUGCUGACAGAGUACCGCGCCGGGCUCGGCUCGGUGGCGGAGUGGCUGGGCGACCUGGACGUGCGGCUGCGCUCGGGCGCGCUGGACCCCGAGGAGCUGCGCGCCGCCACCGAGGAGCUGCAGGCCGAGCUGGCCGUGACCGCCGUCACCAUGGCCGACGUCAGCCGGCUGGCGGGCGUCAUCACGGAGCGGGCGCGCUGUCAGCGGCAGCGGGCCGACGUGCAGCAGGCCGUCCAGCGGCGCCACCAGGAGCUGGACGCCGCCAGACAGCGGCUCGAGAAGAGGCACGCCCAGGUGAUGGAGUCGUUGGACUCGUGGAGCCGCUUCAUCGAGCUGCAUGCCUCGGUCCGAGACUGGAUGAAGAAGCAGGCUCCGCUGGCCCAGCAGCCACGCACGCUCAACACCCUGCCAGAGGCCAGGGACGCCCUCAACGAGUACAAGGCCGCCGUGAAGGAAUGCAAGUGGGCCACGCGCAAACUGCACGAGAUGGCCACCGAGCUGUCGAGUAUCGGCGAGACGUCGAGUGUUGACGCCCUUACCGAGCGGAUGUCUUCGUGCGAGCACGAUAAGAUCGAGACCGAGACCCUGCUCAAGGAGAGGAUGUCACUGCUGAUGGAAAUGACCGAGGAGUGGGAGCAGUGCGAGCGUAAGAUGAAGGACGUGCACGCGUGGUGCGCCACCUCGCGCGCCGCGCUGGAGUCGCAGCAGGCGCGCCGACGGCCGCUGCGCGACCAGCUCGCCUUCUGCGAGAAAAUGUCCAGCGACAACGGCAUCCAGCGCACGCGGCUCGCCAUGGCCGUCGACAAACUGGGGGUCCACUUCCGUUCGGGCUACUUCGACGGCGCCUCGGUGGUAGAGGAGCGGCGGGCGGAGCUCGAGACCGAGCUGCGCGCCCUGCAGACCACCGUUGACCAGCACUGCCAGGCGCUGGGCGUGUGUGUCGCCCAGUUGGAGCAGUACCAACAGCUCGGCCCGGCGCGCCGCCGGUCCAGCAGCCUGCCACCGCUGCCCGACACCUCGCCUUCCUCAGCAUCAUCUACAUCGUCUGCUUCCUCAUCCUCGGCUUCCUCUGUCGACACUGCCUCGGCCGACCGGGCUGCGACACGGCGAUCGGCCUCAAACUGUGCAACAGCGCGGGCGGGCGGUCGGGUGCGAUCACCAGAGUCCUGGACGGCGGGUCGGCCGCGCUCGCCUGAAUCGUGGACCGCCGCCCGGGCACGCUCGCCAGAAUCCUGGACGGCCUGCCAGCCGCGGUCACCUGAAUCCUGGACCGCUUGCCGGCCGCGGUCACCUGAAUCCUGGACAGCCGGCCGUGCGGGCUCACCAGAGUCCUGGGGUGCAUCUGAGCGCUGUCCCGCCUCUCCGGGGAAUGCCUCUCCUUCUGGUCGGCGCUCCCCGGCCGGCCGCCGACCCGCCGGGGAUCCCCGGGAGGCGGCCGGCGCCGGCGCCGUGGUCCGUUUCCUGACCCCGGACGCCCGGCCGGCGGAGGACACUCCGGCGCGGGACGGCCGCGCCAGCCGGCGGCGCGCGCUGACGCCUCAGACGAGCGGCGAUCAGCUGCGCAGCUGUGUGCGGAACGCGCGCGCCCUGCUCCGCCAUACCUGGCGCAUGUGUGCGGACGUCCAGACGCUGCGCGCGCGGAUUCUGGAGGUGGACCAGCAGCUGCGUACCGUCUCUCAGCCGGCACACGUGGCAAAGGACCGGGACGCGGCGCUAGCCCAGCAGGAGGACUGUCGAGAGCGUAUCAAAAGCUUGCACGCCAAGAUCACCGCCAGGAAUGAACGCAUUAAACUGUUGAUACAGCGCGGUAAACCUGAUCCCGAUCCACUGCCUGCCAAUCCUUGACUGUGAGAGAGCGCGCGCAGGCCGGCCGACCGGUGCCUUUUCGAGUGAAUGCUGUGUGGAGAGCUUUGUUCAGUGCGGCGCGAGUCUGCCCUGCGCGGCAGACGACAGGCGAACGUUGUCGUUUGAUAGAGCCUGUGAGUGCAUGGUGGUUGUAAUGUCAUGAGCGGAGUGCCAGUCGAGGGAAGGGAAGGGAAGGGAGGGCUAGGAAGCCGGCGCUCGGUGGUGCUGUGCACGAACGUCGAUCGAUGCAUUGCAAGGUGCAAGUUGGCGGCAGGGCAAUUUAGCCCCUCGGCGUUGUAUAUCGCCCUCGGCCGGCUAGCUCCUAAUGGCGUUACCAUGGACGCGAUUCAAAACAGUCGGGGUUCCGUACCGGGUUGUGAGCGCUCUUUGUGUCGUGACCCCGUACGUGUGUGGGCGCGGGCGGAGCGGGGUCCGGCCCGUCCGCUCAGUUUGUGAUACACGUGUGUUCCGUGGGCAGGCCGGCCCUGUGUUGCCGCCCAGCUCGCCCUGAGGGUGCAUGUCUGAGCGCGUUCAGGUAGAAUAUACACAGAGUCUAC
This is a messenger RNA of Amphibalanus amphitrite, 24448 nucleotides long. Its product is annotated as nesprin-1-like. The transcript is spliced from 122 exons. Gene Ontology annotation, cellular component: cytoplasm; meiotic nuclear membrane microtubule tethering complex; nuclear outer membrane. Gene Ontology annotation, biological process: nuclear migration. The coding region runs from base 63 to 23891 and encodes 7942 amino acids. Gene Ontology annotation, molecular function: actin filament binding. NCBI's taxonomy places the organism in Eukaryota, Metazoa, Arthropoda, Thecostraca, Balanomorpha, Balanidae. The record is from RefSeq and is a predicted model, not a curated record.